Messenger RNA from Ilex paraguariensis (yerba mate), 2112 nucleotides. The record is from the annotation of a GenBank genome assembly. NCBI's taxonomy places the organism in Eukaryota, Viridiplantae, Streptophyta, Magnoliopsida, Aquifoliales, Aquifoliaceae.
AUGCUUCUUGUAGCCUGUACUUAUCCAUCCCGCCAUUCUGCAAGGGAUGAAGUAAUUUAUGACCUGACUUUUAGUAUAAGAAGUUGUCUCCCCUCUAGUGGGACCUGUGAUAAUGUACUUUCCCUUAAGCUUGUUACUGGCGAAGAAGAGAAGAAAGGUCACAAAUGGGCUGGGGUUGAUGAAAGUAUCCGCAAGAAGUCAAGGAGAAGCCUAUUUGGUACUGGUUGGAUCAUCUCUUCAGAUCCACAGGAAAAUUUUUGCUCUCUGGCAACAGGUACUCUUGAGGAGAGAAGGAUAUGGAUGUAUCAAGCACAGAAGUUGAUUUCCCUGUGUUUAUUUAUUCUUGCAAAUUGUGAUAACUUCCGUCAAGAGGAUCGAGAUAUUGUUGUUCUUACAUCUCUAGCAAUGCGUUUUGCUGUUGCCUUGACUGAUCUGAAAGGGUGGAAAAGCGUUAGGGACGAUAAUCUUCGGGAUGCAGAAAUUGCAGUGAAGCAUUUAGUUCGGAUUAUGGGAAGUAAGAAGAGUGGGCUGUACAUUUGUAUUAGAAAAUACAUUAGUAAGUUGGAUGCUCCUUUUUCUUCACAAAUGAAUUAUUCUGGCCAGACAGAUGAUAGAUUCCUGAUUACUGCAAGUGCGAUAACUCUAGCUCUACGGCCUUUUCUUAGUGCAAAUUUGGACAUAAAUGACAACAUCCCAUUGGAUACCCAAUGUGCUGCUGAGCAAUAUUGUGUGUUACUGCUUUCAAUUCCUUGGUUUGCUCAACGUUUGCCACCGAUUUCAAAAGAGAAAAUUUUGAAGGAGGUGGCAGAGGUGGAUCCACUGAAAAUGGCUUUUGAUCCCAAGCUGAUUCCACAAGCUGGAUGGCUUCUUGCAAACAUUAUAUUUUUUGCAAUAGGGAGUGAUGGUAAUUCUUUGGAUCCUGGAAAGUUAACACAAGGCAUAGAGUUUGUAUCCUAUAUCCGUGUUGUUAUCAUCCUUGCAGAGGGCUUAUUAGCUUGGGUUGAGAGAGUUGGAUUAAUGAGAAAGGAGAACCAAGGCAUUCAUAGUGAUUGUGAAACUUCUGCUGAAUCUAUUGAUUGUAUGCUGCACAAGACUGAGACAAUUUCUGAGUCCCUAAAGAUGUCAUACAUGGACUUCCUUAAGCCUGUUUGUCAACAGUGGCAUCUUAUAAAACUUCUAGCCUUGGACAAAGAUGGUUUCAUUCACGGGGUUGAUAAUCGGCUGCCAAACAAUCUGGAAUCUCCAGUGAAGUGUGAACUGCUAGAUGUUGUGUAUUAUUAUUCUUACUUGCUUAGAAUAUUUUCAGUUCUGAAUCCUGUGGGUGGGUCAUUGCCUAUUCUUAACAUGUUGUCCUUUACUCCUGGAUUUCUUGUCAAUCUAUGGGCAGCACUGGAAAGAUUCCUUUUCCCUGGAAAGAGUCAUAAUUCUAAGGAUAAUAAUCUUCAUGAAAGUAAAAUUUUCGGAAACAAGAAUAAUGAGGUUUUUGAUAGAAAUAAAAAAAAGGUAGCAAAGGACGCAGGCAAUAAAUGGGUUAAUGUACUGCAUCGAAUUACUGGUAAGACACAAGAUGAUUUUGAUUAUAAUGGUUCAGUCAAUGGUCAACCCAGUAACAACCAUGACGAUGAGGAUUCUUCUGAUAUUUGGGAUAUAGAGCCUUUUAAGCGAGGUCCAGGAGGCAUAUUGAAAGAUACAGCUUGUCUGCUUUAUCUCUUCUGUGCCACCUAUUCCCAUCUGUUGCUAGUUCUUGAUGACAUAGAGUUUUAUGACAAACAGGUUCCCUUCACACUGGAGCAGCAAAGAAGAGUUGCAGCAACGCUUAAUACAUUAGGGUAUAAUGCCUUUUCCCAUGGUAUCAGCCAUCAGAAUAGACCUCUUAUGGAUGCAGCCGUGCGAUGCCUGCAUUUAUUGUAUGAAAGGGAUUGCAGACGCCAGUUUUGCCCUCCUGCGUUGUGGCUUUCACCUGCUAGGAAGAAUCGACCACCUAUUGCAGUAGCUGCCAGGACUCAUGAAGUUCUGUCAGCUACAGUAAGUGUGGAUGAUACUCUGACCAGUCCAAGCAUGGGUUCUGUCAUCACUACUACUCCACAUGUCUUUCCAUUUGAAGAAAGGUAA